AUGCGCACAGGGCUACAGAGAGUGACUGAUGAAAAGUACAUCAAAGAUUUACAAAUAAAAGCUUUUCGCAAAGAAUUUAUUAAUAGGACAGAUAGAAAAUUUCUGUACAAUAAAAUCAAGAGAAUGGUGGAGAUUGAAAUGAAAGCAAAUGAACAUUUGUUUGUAGAAGAACGUCCAACGACAGUAAGACUACAUUUAUUAUUUUUUAUUAAUUAAUAAUUUCUUACACAAUAAUAUUUAUAAUACAGGCCAAAAUUAAAUGUUGA
Messenger RNA from Cinara cedri, 266 nucleotides. Lineage: Eukaryota; Metazoa; Arthropoda; Insecta; Hemiptera; Aphididae. The record is from the annotation of a GenBank genome assembly.